AUGGCAGAACCAGCCCUGGUUUUUCGUUCUCCAUAUUUAGUCUCUGUGACUCUCAUUAUCCUCUUGUUUGUAGCCCUCUUGUUGUCUCCUUUAAACCGACAACACCAUCAGUCUCUCAAUUUGUCUUCUUCGCCCACCUCCCCAUCAUCAUCUUUUUACCACCAACAACAAAUUACCACCGACAACCACACAGCCUUGCAUUUUGCACCUGCACCUGCACCUUCCCCAUCCCAAGCACUGCUGGAGUUUCAGCGCCAUCAGUCUCCUCCGUCAACUUCCUCUGCGCCUAAACUCAUUCAUACCACCAUCAAAAAGAACCAGAGCAAAACAGAGAGGAUUGAACAAGAGUUGAGCGUAGCAAGAGCGAUUAUCCGCAAAGCUAUUGUUACGAAGAAUUGCACGUCUACCAGCAACGAGAUUUACAUCCCCACAGGAAGUGCAUACAGAAAUCCCUAUGCCUUUCAUCAGAGUCACGUAGAGAUGGUGAAAAGGUUCAAGAUAUGGGCCUACAGGGAAGGAGAGGUACCCAUGGUCCACAAUGGGCCCACCACAUACAUCUACUCCAUCGAAGGCCAGUUUAUUUUCGAGAUGGAAACUGGGCCAAGCCCAUUCAUGGCCCAACAUCCUGAUGAGGCCCAUGCAUUUUUCCUGCCACUCAGCGUGUCCAAGAUCACCGACUUCCUCUACAGACCUCAACACCAAACAUUUUUCCAUCGACUCGACCGUGUCUUCACCGACUACAUUUAUGUCAUCUCUGAUAAAUACCCUUACUGGAAUAGGAGCGCUGGAGCCGACCAUUUUUUUGUCUCAUGCCAUGAUUGGGCGCCAAUUAUCUCACGUGAUGAUCCCAGGCCCUACAAGAAUCUGAUGAAGGUGUUAUGCAAUGCAAACACCUCUGAAGGAUUCAAGCCUACCAGAGACGUCUCACUGCCAGAAUAUAACCUCAAAGCCUACGGACUUGGACCGCCCCGUUUUGGCGAACGCCCUUCUCGGCGUCCAAUCCUUGCCUUCUUUGCUGGUGCAGCCCAUGGAGACAUCAGGAGCAUUUUGUUUGAGCAUUGGAAGGAAAAAGAUGAUGAAGUUCGAGUUUAUGAAAAACUUCCUGAGAAAAUGAACUACCACAAACUAAUGGGGCAAACCAAGUUCUGCUUGUGCCCAAGUGGUUCUGAAGUGGCAAGUCCUAGGGUUGUGGAGGCAAUGUAUGCAGGGUGUGUUCCGGUCCUCAUUUCCGAUUACUAUGCCGUACCCUUUGAUGAUGUUCUUGAUUGGACUAAGUUUUCGAUACAAAUUCCACCCAAGAGAAUACCAGAAAUCAAGUCAAUACUGAAGGCUGUUCCAUUUUCGAAGUACUUGAAAUUGCAGAAGAGGGUGAUGCAAGUGAGAAGGCAUUUUGAGCUCAACCGACCAGCUAAGCCCUACGAUGUAUUUCACAUGGGGUUUAUGGCAGCCUUUGAAUUCCGGUCACCCUAUUUACUCUCUGUAAUUUUUCUCCUCCUCAUCCUCCUCCUUCUGGUUCUUCUUCCAUUCUCUCCCUUCAACCAAAACCAUUUCAAUCUUAUAAGCCUUUCUUCUUCUUCUUCUUCUAGCCCUCGUCAAAGCAACCAAACAAGCCAAUAUCAAUAUGUCUCACCUGCACCCUCUCCUUCUACUUCCUUUGUUGCAGACCAUGUCAAAAAAAAGAAGAGCAGUGGAAUCACGAUUGAAGAAGAGUUGGCGAGAGCGAGAGCAGCCAUCCGCAAAGCCAUUCGCACGAAGAAGUAUACAUCUGAUAGACAAGAGAUUUACAUCCCCAGAGGAAGUGUGAGCCACAUAGAGAUGGUGAAAAGAUUCAAGAUAUGGGCUUACAAGGAAGGAGAAAUACCCAUCUUCCAUAACGGGCCCAUGUCCUACAUCUACUCCAUUGAAGGUCAUUUCAUCGAUGAGUUGGACACCAGUGGAAAUUCCCCAUUUUUGGCCCGCCAUCAUCACGAGGCACAUUCCUUCUUUGUCCCUGUAAGCGUCAAAAGGGUUGCUGAUUUCUUGUAUGAUCGCCCUAAACCGUACACAUUUCACGGUCGACUGGUUCGUAUUGUCACCGACUACAUCAAUGUUGUGGCCCACAAGUACCCCUACUGGAAUAGGAGCAAUGGAGCUGACCACUUUAUGCUCUCUUGUCAUGAUUGGGCACCAGAAAUCAUAGAUGAUGACCAUGAGUUCUACAAGAACUUCAUAAGAGUACUCUGCAAUUCUAACACCUCAGAAGGAUUCCAGCCCGGGAGAGACGUCUCACUACCAGAAUAUAACAUACCGGCGAACACUCUUGGCCCAUCGCUCCUCCACCAACAGCCCGAUAACCGGCCUAUCCUGGGCUUCUUCGCCGGUGGUGCUCAUGGAGACAUAAGGAAGUUUUUGUUUGAGCAUUGGAAGGACAAAGAUGAUGAAAUCCAAGUCCAUGAGUAUCUUCCAAAGGGGCAAAAUUACCACCAAAUAAUGGGACAGACCAAGUUUUGCUUGUGCCCAAGUGGGUCUGAAGUUGCUAGUCCUAGGGUGGUUGAGGCCAUGUAUGCAGGGUGUGUCCCUGUGCUCAUUUCUGACUAUUACUCAUUGCCCUUCGCUGAUGUUCUCGACUGGAGCAAGUUUACAAUAGAAAUUCCACCAAAGAGAAUACCCGAGAUCAAGGCAAUAUUGAAAGCUGUUCCACACUCGGAAUACUUGAAAUUGCAAAAGAGGGUGAUGCAGGUGAGAAGGCAUUUCAUGCUCAACCGACCAGCUAAGCCAUUUGAUGUAUUUCAUAUGGUGCUUCACUCCAUAUGGCUAAGGAGGCUUAACAUCAGGCUACCCAAUUAA
This is a messenger RNA of Prunus armeniaca (apricot), 2826 nucleotides long. NCBI's taxonomy places the organism in Eukaryota, Viridiplantae, Streptophyta, Magnoliopsida, Rosales, Rosaceae. The record is from the annotation of a GenBank genome assembly.